GACGGGGCGCUCUGGUGAUUGGGGUGGGGCCUUGGAGAUCCCUCCCACUCUCCCUUGGUCGUUUCUGCAGAAUACGAGCUGUUUGUGGAUACGUCUGGGAGGGGAGGAAGGACUGAAGUUGGGGGUGGGGUGAGGUGUAAACUCGCUCCUAGGUUCUGGGAGAUCCGGGGUUCCCCCUCAUCUCUUCCCUCCCCCCAUUCCCAGCGGGAUGGCUUCUUCUGGGGCUGCAACUGGAGAUGAUGUUGGCAGCAGCCGCAGCACCCUCAGGGAUGCAGACAGUAGGGAUUGUAUCUUGGAGCCUCUCUCCCUGCCAGAAAGUCCAGGUGGCUGCACCACUUUAGAAGGUUCCCCAUCUGUGCCUUGUAUCUUCUGCGAAGAACAUUUUCCCGUGGCUGAACAAGACAAACUUCUGAAGCACAUGAUUAUUGAGCACAAGAUUGUCAUAGCUGAUGUCAAGCUGGUUGCUGAUUUCCGAAGGUAUGUUUUAUAUUGGAAGAAGAGGUUCACUGAGCAGCCUAUCACAGAUUUCUGUAGUGUGAUAAGAACCAAUUCCAAAGCUCCAUUUGAAGAGCAAGAUGAUUAUUUUUUAUUAUGUGAUGUUUUACCAGAAGAUAGAAUUCUUAGAGAAGAACUACAGAAACAAAGAUUGAAAGAAAUCCUAGAACAACAACAGCGUGAAAGAUAUGAUACAAGUUUCCAUGGGAUGUGUAUGUUUUGCAGUGAAGAAUUCACAGGAAACAGGUCUGUCCUUUUGAACCACAUGGCAAGAGAGCAUGCUUUCAACAUUGGACUGCCAGACAAUAUUGUACACUGCAGGGAAUUUCUUGAGAUCUUACAGAAGAAGCUUGACAACUUACAGUGCUUGUACUGUGAAAAGUUCUUCAGAGACAAAAAUACACUUAAGGACCACAUGAGGAAAAAACAGCAUCGCAAGAUCAAUGCUAAGAAUAGAGAAUAUGACCGAUUUUAUGUCAUUAAUUAUUUGGAGCUUGGAAAAUCCUGGGAAGAAGUUCAGUUGGAAGAUGAUCGGGAGUUGCUAGACCAUCAGGAAGAUGACUGGUCUGAUUGGGAAGAACAUCCUGUCUGUGCCGUUUGCUUAUUUUGUGAAAAACAAGCAGAUACUACUGAAAAAUUACAUAUCCACAUGGAGGAUGCACAUGAAUUUGAUCUUCUGAAAAUAAAAUCAGAGCUUGGAUUACAUUUCUAUCAGCAAGUAAAACUGGUCAACUUCAUUCGGAGGGAAGUUCACCAAUGUCGAUGUUAUGGCUGCCAUUUGAAAUUUGCAUCCAAGUCAGAAUUAAGGAAUCACAUGGAGAAAACUAAACACAUAUCAAUGCUUCCUGAAAGAACCACAUGGGAUCAGCCACAGUAUUACUUUCCAACCUACGAAAAUGACACCCUGCUGUGUGCAUUGUCUGACAGCGAAGGUGACCUGAAUGCUGAGGGGCUGAAGGAAGAUGGCAUCCCUGUCAUAAGUGAGGACGUCUCCAAUCUGCAGGCUCUGAAACAAAGCAGCGUUUUGAACCAGUUGCUACAAGGAGAAGGUUCAAAAAGCCAGAGAAAACUGUAGCCAACAGCAGAAAUGUUGGGAUGGCUUUCAUACCCAAGCACAAUUCAGAGUUCCACACAGGAUUUAAACGUAAACAGGACCUUGGAGAUCAUCUUGUCCAAGCCAUCAUUUUAUAGAUAAGAAAAUUCAAUUCCUAAGAGAUUUUGUGAUUCACCCUGGAGAAGACUAGAAGUAACAACUAGUACCAGUAUUCCAACUCAGGUACCCUCAUCCCUAGAUGGGAGAUCAGUCAUAAAAGGAGAAAACAUGGAAUUUCAGCAGGUCAUUAUUUGACUUAAGAUCACCUGCUAAGGAAAAAUGAAGUUCAGACUAUUUAAAUCUGUGUAUUCUUUUGUAAUGCUUGUAAUUUCUACAUAAGUUAUUCUGAAUAAAACUGCGACAUGAAUUUUUCUGCAAAACGUGGCUAGCUUUUCACAGUGCACGGUGCUCUUGGGAGGAUGGCUGUAGGCAAAGGGAACUCCUGGGAUGAAAGCAAAGGGCAAGAAUCUCCCCUCUCCAUGACUUUGUGCAGGUUAUCUCUCAUACUUGAAAUGUACUUCUUUCUUCUUACCUCUGCCUCAAAGAAUCCCUAGCUUUCUUCAAAGCUAAACUCAAGUGACAUCUACAGGAAACAAGUAAAAGACAAAUCUUUUUUGUGUCCUCAUCAGGAAUAAGAUUCCCUCCUCU
Molecule: messenger RNA, 2236 nt
Organism: Sarcophilus harrisii (Tasmanian devil)
Lineage: Eukaryota; Metazoa; Chordata; Mammalia; Dasyuromorphia; Dasyuridae
Gene: ZNF277
Product: zinc finger protein 277
Exons: 12
Coding region: 209-1570 (453 amino acids)
Source: RefSeq, a predicted model, not a curated record